Molecule: messenger RNA, 828 nt
Organism: Oryzias latipes (Japanese medaka)
Lineage: Eukaryota; Metazoa; Chordata; Actinopteri; Beloniformes; Adrianichthyidae
Product: ferritin, middle subunit
Biological process (GO): iron ion transport; intracellular iron ion homeostasis
Cellular component (GO): cytoplasm
Molecular function (GO): ferrous iron binding; ferric iron binding
Source: RefSeq, a predicted model, not a curated record
UCCUUCACACUAGGGGAGAAAGCUGAAAGGAGUUUUUGCUUCAACAGUGAUUGAACAGAACUUCACUUUCUCGAUCACUCCUUGUGUUUUACAUUCCAAACUUCAUUUUAUUUUCCUACCGCCUUUUGUUAAUAAAGCGAGAAAAACCAACCAGCUAAAAUGGAGUCCCAGGUGCGCCAGAACUACCACCGCGACUGUGAGGCCGCUAUCAACAGGAUGGUCAACAUGGAGCUGUUUGCUUCUUACACCUACACCUCUAUGGCCUUCUACUUCGACCGUGACGAUGUGGCCCUUCCAGGGUUCUCCCAUUUCUUCAAGGAGAACAGCCACGAGGAGAAGGAGCACGCGGACAAACUGCUGUCCUUCCAGAACAAGAGAGGAGGACGCAUCUUCCUGCAGGACGUCAAGAAACCUGAUCGCAAUGAGUGGGGCAGUGGGCUGGAAGCCAUGCAGUGUGCCCUGCAGCUGGAGAAGAACGUCAACCAGGCUCUGCUGGACCUGCACAAGGUGGCGUCCGACCACAAAGACCCUCAUAUGUGUGACUUCCUGGAGACCCACUACCUGAACGAACAGGUGGAAUCCAUCAAGAAGAUUGGUGACCACAUCACCAACCUCACCCGCAUGGAUGCUCACACCAACAAGAUGGCAGAGUAUCUGUUUGACAAGCACACCCUGGGCAGCAAAAGCUAAAGGAAGAACUGGAGAAACCUUCCAGAUGCAGGCCUCAAACCGUCCUGCUCUGCCUGCUGAAAAAUGUCUUCAGUCUGUUUGAUUCUCAUGUGACUCUGAUUUAAACUGAAUAAACCUAAAUAAAUAUCUACAUCUGAA